Molecule: messenger RNA, 3047 nt
Organism: Frankliniella occidentalis (western flower thrips)
Lineage: Eukaryota; Metazoa; Arthropoda; Insecta; Thysanoptera; Thripidae
Gene: NKCC
Product: bumetanide-sensitive sodium-(potassium)-chloride cotransporter
Biological process (GO): potassium ion import across plasma membrane; chloride transmembrane transport; potassium ion homeostasis
Cellular component (GO): membrane
Molecular function (GO): sodium:potassium:chloride symporter activity
Source: RefSeq, a predicted model, not a curated record
CCGGCGAGUAGCCGCACGCUAGUCGCACGCCGACGUCCUCGUCAUGAACAACACGUCUUUCGACGGCGCGGAGGGCGACGCCGCCGCCCCGGCCGGCAUCAUGCGCUCGCACCAGGACGGCGGCGGCGGCGGGAGGACGCGCAAGAAGAGCACCGCGACGUUCAACCUGCCGCCCCCGGAGAGCGGCAACCACCAGGACGGCCACCACUACGGCGCGCGGCGCGCCUCCCGGAGGAUGUCGAGCACGUGGAAGAGGCGCAUGUCCUUCGCCGCCCUCGGCGAGGUGCUGCCGUCACUCGACCUGUACCGGCUCGGCGGCGGCCGGCGGAAGCGCCCGUCCAUCGGGGAGCUGCACGGAGACAAUGUCGCAACGCGUGACGAUGGGGACGCGGGGGCCGGCGGCGGGGGCGGCGGUGACGUGGAGCAGGCGGGGGGCGGCGGCGACAGCCACGGCAUCAAGCUGGGCUGGAUCCAGGGGGUGUUCAUCCCCUGCCUCCUCAACAUCUGGGGGGUCAUGCUCUUCCUGCGGUUGUCCUGGGUCGUGGCUCAGGCCGGCAUCUUCCAGUCGCUGGUCAUCAUCGGCAUCUCUACCGUGGUGUGCGUCCUCACGACCCUCUCGCUGUCCGCCAUCUCGACCAACGGCGAGGUCAAAGGAGGAGGCAUUUACUACAUCAUCUCACGGUCACUCGGCCCCGAGUUCGGGGCGUCGGUGGGAGUGGUGUUCGCCUUCGCCAACGCCGUGGCCGCCGCCAUGAACACCAUCGGCUUCUGCAGUUCGCUCAACGACCUGCUCAAGGAGAACGGCCUCCAGAUUGUGGACGGCGGCAACAACGACAUCCGGAUCGUGGGCAUCAUCGCCAUCCUGGUGAUGGUCGUCAUCUGCGCCGUCGGCAUGGACUGGGAAACGAAGGCCCAGAACUUCCUCAUCGUCAUCAUUGUCGCCGCCAUCGGCAUCUUCGUGGUCGGCGCCUGCGUCGGGCCCACCACGGACUUGGAGCGGGCGCAGGGUUUCGUGGGGUUAAGCAAAAAGGCGUUUUCGGAGAAUUGGGGGCCCGACUAUCACUUCAGCGAAGGCGUCACCCAAUCCUUCUUCACAGUGUUCGCCAUCUUCUUCCCGUCCGUGACGGGGAUCCAGGCGGGCGCCAACAUCUCCGGCGACCUCAAGGACCCGUCCAGCUCCAUCCCCAAGGGCACCAUGCUGUCCCUGCUCGUGUCCAUGGCCUCGUACGUCCUCUUCGUGUUCAUGGCCGGCGCCGUCGCGGUGCGGGACGCCAGCGGCAACGUCGCCGACCUGGUGGGCGGCUGGCCCAGCAGCGCGUGCCGCAACGACCAAAACAACACCCACUGCGAUUAUGGGCUCGGCAACAGCUACACGGCGAUGCAGCUCAUCUCGUACCAGAAGUACGUCAUCUACGCGGGCUGCUUCGCGGCCACGCUCUCCACCGCGCUCACCAACCUGCUCUCCGUGCCGCGGCUCGUCCAGGCCCUCGGCCAGGACCGAAUCUACCCGGGCCUCAUCUACUUCAGCAAGGGCUACGGCAAGCACGGCGAGCCCUACCGCGGCUACGUCCUCACGUUCUUCAUCUCCGUCGUCUUUCUGCUCAUCGCCGACCUGAACCUGAUCGCACCGCUGAUCUCCAACUUCUACCUGGCGUCGUACGCACUCAUCAACUUCUGCACGUUCCACGCGGCGCUCAUCAAGCCCCUCGGAUGGAGGCCCACCUUCAGGUACUACAACCUGUGGCUGAGCUUGAUCGGCUUCUUCCUCUGCAUCGCCAUCAUGUUCCUCAUCGACUGGAUAGCCUCCGUAAUCACCAUCGUCGUCAUCUUCGCUCUGUACCUCAUCGUCGUCUACCGCAAACCUGACGUCAACUGGGGAUCAUCGACACAGGCGCAGACGUAUAAGACGGCCCUGAACACGGUCCACAGACUGGCCCACAUCGGAGAGCACGUCAAGAACUACAGGCCGCAGGUGCUGGCGCUGUGCGGCUCGCCCAGGUCACGCCCGGCGCUCGUCGACUUCGCCAAUCUCAUCACCAAAAACAACUCUCUCCUAGUGUGCGGCGAGAUCGCAAGUGCCCCGCUGCCGCACCGCUCGCGCCUGGAGCACGCCCACAACGCCAACCUGUGGCUGCGCUCGCGCAAGAUCAAGGCCUUCUACUCGCUGGUGGACGGGCUGCGCUUCGAGGAGGGCGCCAAGGCGCUGCUGCAGACGUGCGGCAUCGGCAAGCUGAAGCCCAACGUGCUGCUCAUGGGCUUCAAGUCCGACUGGAAGACGGCGAGCAGCACCGACCUCAUCGCAUACUUUAACGUGCUACACGACGCCUUCGACAACCGUGUGGCGGUCGGCAUCCUGCGCCUGGAGGACGGCCUGGACUACUCGCGGCUCCUGGACAGCGAGCACAUGAACGGCACGUCCCUGGCCGACAUGCAGUCCACGCUCACGCUGUCGGUGCAGAACCUGGGCAUGCUGCACGCUGCCGACUCCAACCUCAACAUCUCGUCGCUGCCGGGCGCGCGCUCCGAGGCGUCGCUCGCCGGACUGCAGGUCAAUGGUUCGUCCGUUUUCCCGGCCGACAGCCCGUCCGCGCCCAAGCGCAACGCCAACAGCCCGCUGCACAGCAUCCUCAAGAUGAAGAAGAAGGCCGCCUCGCAGCAGGUGCUCAACACGGCUGCUGCCAACGCUGCCGCGACCGUGCCGAUGAACGACCUGGCCAAGAUGACCCUGUUCGACCGUAGACAAAAGAAGGGCUCCAUCGACGUGUGGUGGUUGUACGACGACGGAGGCCUGACCAUGCUGUUGCCGUACAUCAUCAGCACGAGGACGACGUGGGCCAACUGCAAGCUGCGCGUGUUCGCGCUCACCAACAAGAAGCACGACAUGGAGGUGGAGGAGAGGAAUAUGGCCAGCCUACUGUCCAAGUUCCGGAUAGACUACGCCAGCCUGACCAUGAUCCAGGACAUCUCCGAGCCGCCCAAGGAAGAGACGGUCGCCAUGUUCAACAAGCUCCUCGACGGCUUCCGGGAGGAGGACAUGAAGGAAGGAG